UUAAUUUUCAUUUCGCAAUCAAAACAAUCACAUCUCCGAGCGGCAACAAUGCUGGCGAAUGUUUUUCACAAGCUUUUGCUUCUGGUUGCGUAUCAACAUAUAUCAAAUGGUGCCGAAUGGAAUUACAAGCAGCAUGGGAAAGACUGGACCGACCUGUGUUCCUCAGGGAAAAUGCAAUCCCCCCUUUCGUUGAAUACCAAAAAUGCGCGCGUCGUGAAUAUUCCUAAGAUCGUUUUCGGAAACUACAACCAACAAUUAAAGGGGCCAAUCCACAUUUACAAUAAUGGACACUCACUUUAUAUGAGUAUAUCAUAUACGGUGAAUGGCAAAAAGCCCUUCAUCACUGGUGGUCUGAUGAAAAAUGCAUAUGAUGCCAUUGGUCUGCACUUCCAUUGGGGAGCCCCUAGAGAAGCCGGAUCCGAACAUGCGUUGAACCGGAAGCAGUACGCCGGGGAAAUGCAUAUUGUCCAUCGAAAUAAUAAGUACAAUAGUACAGAGGAUGCAGUUACGAAAUCAAAUGGAAUUGCUGUUCUCGGCGUAUUUCUAGGCAUGACUAAGAAGCACACUGACAAAUCUGCGGCCAUAGCCCGGAUUAUUAAAGCAGCCCUGAAGGUAACGGUGGACCGUGCGAACACGACUAUUCCCGCCGGAUUUAGUUUGGGUCAGUUAAUCGGGAGCAUCAACCACAAUGACUUCCUAACCUACCACGGAUCACUGACUACUCCUCUUUGCCAGGAGGCUGUCACCUGGACCGUCUUCACACAGGUCAUGCCCGUACCCUUUCCGUCGCUAUUGCCUUUGUAUGGAAUCCGAGACCAUGAGAACCACAAGCUACUAAGAAACUAUAGGCAGGUCCAAAAUCUGAAUGGGCGAACUGUAUAUCAUAGGAAAGGACCCCGUUGA
Drosophila eugracilis is the source of this 903-nucleotide messenger RNA. RefSeq names its product putative carbonic anhydrase 3. The transcript is spliced from 5 exons. NCBI's taxonomy places the organism in Eukaryota, Metazoa, Arthropoda, Insecta, Diptera, Drosophilidae. The coding region runs from base 49 to 903 and encodes 284 amino acids. Gene Ontology annotation, cellular component: cytoplasm. Gene Ontology annotation, molecular function: zinc ion binding; carbonate dehydratase activity. The record is from RefSeq and is a predicted model, not a curated record.